CGGUGACUUCAGAGCCCCUUCCCGCAGCGCUCGCCUGGUUCUCGAGGCCUGCUGCAGCGGACGAGGAGGAGCAGCAGGGAGCAGGCGGGGCCACCGCCGAGGACGCAGCGGAUGAAGCCGAGGCGGAGAUCAUCCAGCUGCUGAAACGAGCUAAGUUGAGCAUCAUGAAAGAUGAGCCAGAAGAGGCUGAGCUAAUUUUGCAUGACGCUCUCCGCCUUGCCUAUCAGAGUGAUAACAAGAAGGCCAUCACUUACACUUAUGAUUUGAUGGCCAACUUAGCAUUUAUACGAGGUCAGCUUGAAAAUGCAGAACAACUUUUUAAGGCAACAAUGAGUUACCUGCUUGGAGGGGGUAUGAAGCAGGAAGACAACGCAAUAAUUGAAAUUUCCCUGAAGCUGGCCAGUAUCUAUGCUGCUCAGAAUAGACAAGAAUUUGCUCUUGCUGGCUAUGAGUUCUGCAUUUCAACUCUAGAGGAAAAAAUUGAAAGAGAAAAGGAGUUAGCAGAGGAUGUUAUGUCAGUGGAAGAAAAAGCUAAUACCCACCUGCUCCUGGGCAUGUGCUUAGAUGCCUGUGCACGAUACCUUCUAUUUUCUAAACAGCCAUCACAGGCACAAAGGAUGUAUGAAAAAGCUCUGCAGAUUUCUGAAGAAAUACAAGGAGAAAGACACCCACAGACAAUUGUGCUGAUGAGUGACCUGGCUACUACCUUGGAUGCACAAGGCCACUUUGAUGAGGCCUAUGUUUAUAUGCAGAGAGCAUCAGAUCUGGCAAGACAGAUAAAUCAUCCUGAGUUGCACAUGGUACUCAGUAAUCUAGCUGCAAUUUUGAUACACAGAGAACGAUACACACAAGCAAAAGAGAUCUACCAGGAAGCACUGAAGCAAGCAGAGCUGAAAAGAGAUGAGGUUUCUAUACAGCACAUCAGGGAAGAAUUGGCUGAGCUGUUGAGAAAAAAAUCUUUGACUUAACUUUAUCAAUCUCUAAAUCUAUUUUUGUUGUAGGGAGAAUAAUUUCUGGUAAACAACAGGAAUAGUUAUUCCAAUGUCUGUGGCACCCAAAUCAAUCGUGUAAAUCCUUUGUUCUUGAUAUUUGGUUUUCCUCCGUAUAACCUUGGUGAAGGACAAGUUGUAUACACUACCAGUUUUGUUUUUAAAGGAAAAAUAACUGACCCAAUUAAUUGUGACAUCUAAGGACUGAUGUUAAGUGAUGGUUUCUGUUGUAACAUGAUGAGGUGGUGUUCAUGCUAGUCUAAUUAGAUUUGAGAUGGGCCAGUUAUCCUUUGGGUAUGGUAAUUAUACUUGGUUAUCUCUAAGAUUUUGGUUCACUGAUUUACUGCCCUUUCUUCUCUUCAAUAUCUGGCAGACCAAGCUACUUAUCUUAUGGCAGAGGGGGAUUAUGGUGAGUUAUUUCUAUUACAAACUAUUUCACAAAGCGUAGUGUGAGAUUUAAUGCAUAAAGGAGCACUGCCACCAGCACUCUACGUAAAGUUUUAAAGUGAACAUUGGCACUUGUGAAUAUAGUACCCACUUGGUUAUUAAUAAAAGUGAACUAUGUGCCUGGUUUUAUUUAGCUAUUAAACGUGGUGGUGGGGAGUAAUGAUGUAAUAACCUCUUGCUUGUCAAUACUCUCUGAGCAUUCUGUGGUCAACAAGCAGUCCUCUUUAAAGAUACACCUGGAUUAUACUUAGACCUCUGACUUAAAUUAGGGUUUUACAAGUGUAGAUUUAAAAACCAGUAAUUCUGAUGUGUGUUGCUGGUAUAGUAGAACCAUUGUCCUGGAUCCUAGUUAGUUAGUCCUGGCUUUCUGAUUUUUCGAAUCUCAGUAUCCUCACCUACAAGUGAGGAAUAAACAAGAUUUUUUUCUUAGCCAUGGGGGAAGGAAUCUGGUGAUAUGACUUUUAAAUGAAUAGACUACUAUGUUGAGAGAGAUUUAUCACACUGCCUCAAAAUAUGUAAAUACAAGACACAUAUUGAUGCUCUUACUUCAGUCUUGCAGCUAGCUAUUUGUUUGGGGGUAGCGGGGAGACAGUUUUUCUAGGUACUGCGAAGGAACACUAAUAUUGUUGAUAUGCCUGUGUGUGUUGGGAAGGUGGAAUUGGUAAACUGCUAUUUUUGGUUCUUAUGUAUAUACUGAAGAAGCUUUUCAUAAUAAACUAGAAACUCUAUAACACUGUAUGCAUUCCAGUAAUCUUUGGGUUACUCAUAGAAAAAUAAUGAAGUUAAUAAAAACAAAAUAGAAACCUUGAGAUUCAAAUCCUUAAGGGUUAGACUAGAAAUAGAGUUUUGUAUUUUGCAGAUACAAAUUUCUUUCUUUCUGUCUAGGCUUAUUACUUACCACCCAGCUAAUUCCAUCAAUCAAAUCUAAAUCUGAGAGAUGAUUAGAUUUUCAGUGCAACCCAGUCUUCUUUAUUGAUUUAAAAAAAAUUGUCAACCACUCAC
Molecule: messenger RNA, 2438 nt
Organism: Fukomys damarensis (Damara mole-rat)
Lineage: Eukaryota; Metazoa; Chordata; Mammalia; Rodentia; Bathyergidae
Gene: Ttc19
Product: tetratricopeptide repeat domain 19
Exons: 9
Coding region: 165-968 (267 amino acids)
Biological process (GO): mitochondrial respiratory chain complex III assembly
Cellular component (GO): mitochondrial inner membrane
Molecular function (GO): protein binding
Source: RefSeq, a predicted model, not a curated record